Molecule: messenger RNA, 331 nt
Organism: Staurois parvus
Lineage: Eukaryota; Metazoa; Chordata; Amphibia; Anura; Ranidae
Source: the annotation of a GenBank genome assembly
UGAAUUUGCAUUUCCGGGGGCACAGACCUGUAUGUAAACAAUACAGAUGUCUCCCCUGUCAGCUCCAGCAUACUGCUUUGUAUGGCUCUACAAAGCAGAGCCCUACAAAGUAAUGUGCUGACACAGUAAAGCACAAACAACACACUGUAAAAACAGCACACAGUUAACCCUUUGAUCACCCCAGAUGUUAACCCCUUCUUGCCCAGUGCCAUUAGUGCAGUGUUGGUGCUUUUUAUUAGCACUGAUCAUUGUAUUGGUGACAUUGGGGAUGUCAGUGACACCAAGUCAGUUCCCCCCCCAGUGUCAGAAUGCCCUCUGCAGUCCCGCUAUA